This is a messenger RNA of Rana temporaria (common frog), 5909 nucleotides long. RefSeq names its product GRIP and coiled-coil domain containing 2 (gene GCC2). The record is from RefSeq and is a predicted model, not a curated record. Gene Ontology annotation, biological process: late endosome to Golgi transport. Gene Ontology annotation, cellular component: Golgi apparatus. NCBI's taxonomy places the organism in Eukaryota, Metazoa, Chordata, Amphibia, Anura, Ranidae. The coding region runs from base 95 to 5440 and encodes 1781 amino acids. The transcript is spliced from 23 exons.
UCAAUGGAGAAGAGGGCGUGUCGGAGCCCUUUACGUGUAGCAGGUGACGGAGCCGGAAGUGGAGGGUCCCUGCAGUGUUGUGGUUAUUGCGGAAAUGGAGGGAACUGGCCAAGAUGGAGUGUCAUCUCCAGCUACCCCAGGCACCAGCAAGUCUAAGCUGGACACCCUGCCAAAAGAAGACCUCAUCAAAUUUGCAAAGAAGCAGAUAGUGGUGAUUCAGAAAGUAAAAUUAAGAUGUACAGAGUUGGAAAAAGAAAUAGAAAUCCUAAAAUCAAAACCAGUUAAAGAAGAGACUGAUGAUGUUUUGCAGGCACUCACGGAACGAUUGGACAUGGUGCUGCUGGAAAAAGCAGAAAAUCAACAACAGCUGAUAUCACUGAAGAAAGAAUAUGCUAAAACAAAAGAAGAAGCUGAAAGUGCUAUCAAAAAUGCAACAGAGGUGCAUCAAAAUAUGGAAUGUUCAAAUAAUGCUCUGCUACAAGAAAUUGAAGUAUUAAAGAAUGAAUUGCUGCAAACGCAGAACAAUCAUAAAACAGAUGUUGAUGCCAUAAAGAAGGAGCUUCAGGAUGCACUUGUGAAACAAAAGGAGCUGAAUGAUAGUCUGAGUUUACAAGAAAAAAAAGAAAUAUAUAUUAGAAAACUGGAGGAAGAAGUUCAACAUAUCCAUCUCGCUUCUAAUGACAAAAUAAAUAGUUUAGACAAAACACUGCAAGCUGCAGUAGAAGAAAACAACCAACUAACAGCAAGGCUAAAAGAUGCACAAGCAACCUCAGAAAAGUAUAAUGGUGAAAAUCAAGCUCUCCAUGCAGAGGUGCUGAAACUGCAGAACUUGCACCACGAUGAAGUUGCAAGUUUAAUGCAGCAACUUGAAAGGUCCACAAAACAGAGUGAACAGGAGAAAAUAGUACUGCAAGACUUGAUUAAGCAGUAUGUUGAGAAAGAGAAGAUGCUACAAGAGGAAAUGAGAGCAGAUAGGGAAAAGAAUGCGCAAGAAAUUGAAAUUCUUAGGAAAAAGUUGGAAGAGAACCGUAAUGUACCUGAAAUACAACCUACUCCACCUGUAUGCAGUGAUGAUGGCAUUCAUUGGCUGGAGAACCUUGUGACAGAUUUGGAAUCUCAGCAAAGCCUACUCAGAGAUGAGCUCACCUAUACCAGCAAUUUAAAAAUCGGCCUGGAAAAGGACGUUCAGCAUCUAAAAAGUGACUAUUUCCAUGAGAAGGAAGAUUUAGAAUUCAAAAUAAAUGAGCUUCAGCUUGCCAUUGAAGAUUAUAAUGCUUUAAUAGAAAAGCUACAAGCUAAGCUUCAGACCACUACGAUGGAAUACGAACAGCUUCAUCAACAAAGGACUGAAGAUAUAAAAAAUAUGAGGGAGCAGCACAACCGGGAAAUGAAAGAAAUGGAACGGUCAAUAACAUCAUGUUUUGAAAAUGACAGACUUUCUUUUGAGCAUGAAAUAAUUCUUCUAAAAGAACAGGUUGACAAAAUUAACAAGGAAAAAGAAGAAGCUGUAAGUAGUUAUGAAGGCUUACGAGAAACAUUCCUUAGCCUUCAGGCCGAACUUGGAGAAUCUGCUGGUAAGAUAAGCCAGGAAUUUGAAACAAUGAAGCAACAGCAGGCCACAGAUGUCAGUGAGCUGCAACAGAAACUCAGAUCUGCUUACAAAGACAAGAACGAUCUUCUUGAAACUGUGAAUCGGUUAAAGUGUGAAGUUGAGUUGCUUUCUACCAAACAAGAAGAAUGUGAUGAACUUCAGGGUAAGAUAACGCAUCUGAAACAAAUAAAUGAGGAGGUUACAUCAUCUCUACAGCAGAAGGAACUCCUGCUAAAAGAUUUCCAGUCCAAAAUUAGUGAAACCUCAGCAGAAAACGCAGAGAUGUCUUCCACUUUGAAAGCAUCAGUAGAAGAAAUACAAAGACUGCAGGAAAUGUACAAGUGUGAGCAGGACCGGGUAAAAACAUUACAGCAAGAAGCUGAAACCCUUGCAGCAGAUAACGAGCAACUGAAGCAAACAGUGGAUGCGCUGACACAGAAACUUCAGGAAUCUGUAUUAACACCCAAUGAGAGUGAAAAUGAAAAUUUUCAACUUCAGCUGACUCAUUUGAAAAAGGAUAAUGAAGAUGUUGUUGCUUCUUUACAUGAAAAAGAGAGCUUCAUUAAAGAUCUUGAGCUGAAAAUGAAAGAGAUGGCCACAGAAAAUGCUGAAAUGUCAACUAGCAUAGAAAUCUCAAGGAAAGAAAUCCUAGAGUUACAGCAGUCAUGCCAAAAUGAGGAAGCUAAAGCGCUAGAUUUUCAGCAUAAAUUUGAAGAACAUCAAAAGAUUAAUGCGCAGCUAAAACAAUCGGUGGAGACAUUGACACAACAGCUGCAGGAAUCGGUGGGCGGUAGGGAUCAAAGCCUCAGUGAAAUGAAAGUUCUCCAGCAACAGGUAGACAUGCUGGUCACUAACAAAGAGAAGUUGGAAACUGAUGCAAAAAGAUGGCAAGAUGACGCAUCAAGACUUCAAGAAGAAAAGGAGGUUAUAUCAAGAGACUUUGCUAGGCUUGUGUGUGAACAUAGUACUUGUGAGACUUCAAAAGAUGAGCUAGACAACGUAAGAACUAAAUUUCAGAUGGCAUUAGAAGGAAAAGAUAAAGUCUCAAUUUUGCUUGAGCAGAAAGAGCGCUAUGUAGAAGAGUUAAAAACUGAGCUUUUUGUUCUUCAGGACUUAUUGGCAGUUGAAUGCUUAGAUCCAGAUAUCGGUACUGUGCUUCAGGGUAUUAAUAAGGCAGUACUCCAGUUAAAAGAAGAAAAGCAGAAUGCGGUUUUACAGACAGAGGAGACAUCUGUUCAUAUUAACCGACUGCAGGAAGAAUAUGAAGCUCAGUGCUCUGAACUAAGAGCUCUCUUGAGUGACUACUCCAAGGAAAAGGUAAUUCUGAAAAAAGAACUGGAGGAAACACUUGCAGACAAAGAAGCACUACAAAGAGAUCUCUUUGAGAUGAAAAAUGCACUUGAAAAAUUAAAACUGGAAAAUCAGGAGUUACUACUGCGUAUUGAAGAUUUGACUUCAAACCUGAACUCCCUGCAAGAAAAAAAUGAUGCAGAUUCUAAGGCACAUGUACAAGAUGAAUUAAAUGUGACAGAAAACAAGGAGUCAGCUGUCGCUGCACAAGAAGCAAAUGCUGUCCAGGAAACUCUUUUAAAGUCGGAGGCAACGAGACUUGAAUGUGAUACUCUUGUGUCAGACCUUCAGAAGAAAAUAGACAAUCUAGAGAAAGAAUGCAAGGAGAGAGAAGAGAAAUGUAAUAAGAUUAAAGCUGUUGCCAUCAAAGCCAGGAAAGAACUAGAUGUCAAUAAAAAAGAGGUUCAGUCAUUAAAAAAAGAAUUGGAGCGAGUAAGAGCUGAAAAGGACCAGAUUAAAUUUUCUAUGAAGGAUCUUGUUCAAGGGGCAGAAAGCUACCAGAAUCUCAUGGUAGUAUAUGAUAAACAAAUGGAACAACUGGAAAAUGAGAAGGAGCGGGCCAGCUCUACAGAACAUCAAUUGGGAGAGCUCUCACGUCGGUUACAUUCUACUCUACUGGAGCAUGAGAAGCUGAAUUCUGUUAAUGAAGACCUGGUGACCCGCAUGGAAACAUUACAGUCCAACAACAGGCUACUGGAAGCUCAGAUACUUGAACUGCAGAGAGCUAAAACUGCAGUAGAUAAAGAUUUGGAAGCUGAAAAACUGAUUAAAGAGCAAAAAAUAAAGGAUCACAACAGUGCUCUUAAGCAGAUAGAAGAACUUCAACAGCAUCUUCAGAAAGAGAAAAAUAAGCUACAGAAAACUACACAAGAGCUUGAACUUUUGAGGAAGGAUGCUCAGAAGAGUUCAUUGAUGGAUAUGGAGAUGGCUGAUUAUGAGCGCUUGGUAAAAGAGCUCAACCAAAAACUCACCCAUAAAAGUAGUCAGUUGGAGGACUUGGAGCAGGAGAUUUACAUUCAAAAGCAGAAACAAGAAACUCUCCAACAAGAAAUAUCAACUUUGCAAACAACAAUAGAGCAGCAUGAGGAGUGCAGCACUAAGAUGAAGCAGCUGCUAGUUAAAACCAAAAAAGAACUGGCUGAUUCCAAGCAGGCGGAAUCUGAUCAGUUAAUAAUUCAGGCCUCCCUAAAAGGGGAACUGGAGGCAUGUCAGCAGCAUGUGGAAGUUUAUAAGAUCCAGGUUGCUGAGCUGACAUCUGAAAAGCACAAAGUACAAGAACAACUCAGAGCAUUGACAGAACAGCAUCAACGUGCGGCAAACUUGUACCAACAAAAACUGCUUGCCCUUCAGGAGGAGUGUACAGCAGCAAAGGCAGAGCAAGCUACAGUAACUGCUGAAUUUGAAAGCUACAAAGUUCGUGUUCAUAAUGUGUUGAAGCAACAGAAAAAUAAGUCUGCAUCUCAAGCAGAACAUGAGGUCUUCAGGCAGGAAAGGGAGCACCUGCAAACAAUGUUGGAUCAAGUAAAAAAUAAAUUACAGGAUGCUCAGCACAGUCUUCAGAUGAAUACAGCGGAGUUGCAGGCUUUACAGUCUGAACAUGACAUGUUAGUGGAGAGGCAUAAUAAAAUGCUGCAAGAGACAGUGACCAAAGAAGCUGAACUUAGAGAAAAGUUGUGUACAGUGCAGUCAGAAAACAUGGUGCUGAAGACUGAGCACACGCAGGUAGUGAGUCAGCUCGGUGCUCAAAAUGAAGCACAACGCAACAACUUUAGGGACCAAGUGAGGCGUUUACAAGAUGAUCACAGGAAGACUGUAGAAACUCUGCAGCAGCAGCUGUCCAAAGUAGAAGCUCAGCUCUUCCAAGUUAAGAGUGAAGUUACUGUCACAAAUCCUACAGGUUCACAGCAGCCUGUGAAAAGCUUAAGAGAAAGAAGACCAAAUGACCUUGUGUUGGAUUUGUACUCUGUUGCUAGAGAAGAAGGUGAAGGAAUGGAAACCACAGACACCGAUUCUGUGUCCUCUGCCAACACUCACAUAGCUAGUCUGGAGCAGCUACUUGGUUCAUCUGAUUUAAAAACAGCUGUAGAGACCCCCCAAUGGCAGCCUGAAAUUUCCAGGGAAGAACUAAACGAGAAGCUCAAUACAGCAUCAAAGAGUGUGGAUCAUCUGAGUGGUUUACUGCAUGAAACAGAGGCAACAAAUGCCAUGCUUAUGGAACAGAUAACACUCCUGAAAAAUGAAAUUCGACGUCUGGAAAGGAAUCAGGAAAGAGAAAAAUCUGUGGCUAAUUUAGAAUAUCUGAAAAAUGUCUUGCUGCAAUUCAUUUUCCUCAAAGCAGGCAGCGAAAGACAACGUCUCCUUCCUGUCAUAGACACCAUGCUUCAACUUAGCCCAGACGAGAAAGGAAAGCUCUAUGCCAUAGCUCAAGGUGAGGAGGAGUCUGCGUCUCAGCCAGCUGGAUGGGCCUCCUAUCUCCACAGCUGGUCAGGACUCCGGUAGCUUCCAGGGCAGAGAGACUUGUACAAAAACAUUCCAAAUUUGCACUAAAACAUUGUAAGGAUUUUACAGUAUAUGGUUUUAUGAAUAAUUAUUGUUAAAACUGGAAACUCCCAGGUGUCUUUCAAAAAUUAGGAAUCUUAGAGUGCCUAUUUAAAAGUGAAUAUUAAAUUAUAAGUACCUCUGUACAAAGUUAUUCUACUAUGAUUACAUACUGUGAUGCCUUUCUGUUUGGUUGGUUAUAGCUUUUUCAUCAAUUAGUGAAUUGCUUUUAAGAAAAGAUUUAUAAAUUGCACACUGCUGCAACAUGUAUGAAGGUUUUUUGUUUUUGAAAUGUCUUAAUACAUAUGGUAUUACAAACCAAAGAAUGUAUGCUAGAUAUUAGCAACCUUCUUUAGACAGCCGUCAGCUUAUUUAAAUUAAGUUGAUUUUAUUAUAAUAAAGCCUCCAUCUUUUGGAUAUUUCAGCUUGA